Messenger RNA from Zophobas morio, 5011 nucleotides. Its product is annotated as serine/threonine-protein kinase Nek8. The coding region runs from base 2857 to 4947 and encodes 696 amino acids. Gene Ontology annotation, molecular function: protein kinase activity; ATP binding. Gene Ontology annotation, biological process: protein phosphorylation. NCBI's taxonomy places the organism in Eukaryota, Metazoa, Arthropoda, Insecta, Coleoptera, Tenebrionidae. The record is from RefSeq and is a predicted model, not a curated record. The transcript is spliced from 14 exons.
CUUCAAAAUGGAUGAUUAUAAUUAUAAUUAUAAUUAUCGUACCGUCACACGACUUUUACAGCCUAACAUGUAUGUGACGUCACUCGAUCUUACCGAUGGGUAUUUAUUCAUCCCAAUUCACUCAAGUCUUCGGAAAUAUUUGAGAUUUAAAUUUGAACAAAACCUGUACGAAUUUACAGCGCUGCCUUUCGGAUUAGCGAUAGUUCCGAAUGUAUUUAGCAAAAUUACGAGGUUACUUACUUGCAUUCUCAAGGUAAUUUAUGCGCCAAAUAUUUAGGCGAUUUUCUCAUACUUGGCAACUCAUAUUCCGGUUGCCUACGGGGAACGGGAAAAACCGUUCACGUCCUACAAUCCUUGGGAUUCAUAAUCAAUGAAUCAAAGAGUCAGCUACACCCCUCACAGACAUGUCAGUACUUAGGGUUUUUUAUUUAACAGAAAAACCAGGACAAUUGCUCUCCAUCCGGAGAAACGUCAAGAACUCCACAUUCGGACAACCGCCAUUAAAUACGGUUGGCUAUAUACUCGACAACUAGAAGGAGGAAAAUGCAAAGCGCUUUCCCACCAUGCUUUAAACUAUAAAGCAAAAAUACAACUGUCAGCUGUUUUUCUGCCAGACUUCAUGCGGUGGAACACCGCAAUUCGAGUAAAGAAAAAAAAAAACAAUAUUCAGUAAGACGAGUAUCAGCGAAUCAUUUCCACCGACGCUUCUUUAAACGGUUGGGGGGGGCACACUGCAACGGGGAGAAUAGACACGGUUGGUGGAAUAAGAGAAAGAAAAACGUAUAAACAUAUCAAUUAUCUAGAAUUACUAGCAACAUUUUUUGGUCUAAAAUGGUUUUUGUAAACCACUCAGAUCAUGCAACAUACUGAUCAGAACAGGCAAUACCACCGCGCUAAGCUAUAUCAAAAAUGGGUAGCGUUCGACACCCACAACUAGGCGAUUUAGCUAUGGAAAUUUGGCAGUGGUGUGAAAUACGCGAUUUAUGAUUAUACGCGGCACAUAUCCCCUCCAAAAGACAAUAUAGACGCAGAUCGCGAAUCACGAACACUCCACAGAUACAUAAUGGAGUCUCAAUGAAAAAGCUUUCCAACAAAUUAUUCAACGGUUUGGUUGCCCCACCAUAGAUUUAUUUGCAUCGCGGUUGAAUCAUAAAUGGCCCCAAUAUAUGUCGUGGCAUCAAGAUCCAGGCGCAAUCGCAUGUGAUGCAUUUACUGUUCCCUGGAACUAUAAUUACUUUUACGCUUUCCCACCGUUUGCUCUAGUCUUACGCACAAAGCUGAGGGCGUAGUGGUAAUGCCGCAUUGGCCUUCACAACCAUGGUCCCCAUUUUUCGAAAGACUGUUGACUAGCCCAGUUAUAUUUUUUGAACCAGACGAGUCACUGUUAACAUCCCCUUUCAGGACACGUCAUCUACUUGCAGCCAACCUCACCCUGGUGGCAGGGAAAUUAUCGGGGAAGGCUUACGCUUGAAGGGAAUGCCACCAGCGGCUAUCACCACUGCAAUAGCGUCCAUUACUCCCAGCACCUUAAGACAAUAUAACGUCAGCUACAAGUUAUAGAGAUAUUGUUACGAAAAGGGAAUCCCUGUUUACACCACCCAAACAGAGGCGGUAAUCAUCUUCUUACAACAUUUGUAUACAAAAACGAAUGCUGCUAAUAGCACCUUCAACUCCCAUCGCUCAGCGUUAGCUGUCAUCCUGCCCGCCGAUGUUGGAAACGACAGUAAUCUAAGAAGGUUUCUUAAAGGCAUAAAACGAUUGUCUUAAAGGCAUAAAACGAUUGAGGCCCCAAAAACUCAAAUAUCAAACGACUUGGGACCUCAGUCGUGUUUUAGGACACCUGAAAACGUACUUCGCCCAGCACCCUCGCCCCCUCAGCCUUUUAUCAGCAAAAUUAAUUACCCUACUAGCGUUGAUAACAGGACAACGGCUGCAGGCACUGCAUCUUAUCAAAUUGUCUCAGAUUGGGGAAGACGAACAAGGUUUCAAAAUUUGUCAUUGAUCACACCACGAAACCUUCAAUUCGCAGCGGGGAACAGCCCUGACUGCACAUUCCAUACUUCCUCGACCAACCAGCGACAUGUGCGGCAAUCACGCUCACGGACUACAUAGACACAACCAAAACCUUUAGUCGUUGGAUCAAACGUAUAUUGGAAAAAUCGGGGGUGGACAUAUCAAUUUUCACGCCCCAUUCCACGAGACAUGCAUCGAGCUCUUCAGAAAAACGACCGGGCUGUCUUCAGCGAUGAUAAACAAAACGUGUGUGGGUGGUCUAAUACCUCCAAAAUGUUUACACAAGUCUAUAAUCGACCCUUGCGGGACACAUUCGCCUUCGGACGAAAAAUUUUACAGACCGCAAAAUAUCAAUCUUGUUACCUUGACCAAUUUACACUAGGGGGCAAGUUCUUAUUCUUUUUUGCACAACCUUACUAACUUUAAACAGCUACCAGUAUCUAAAAUCAAGUGAUAUCGAGGACUGGACGUCGUGAUAUAAUUGUCAAAUCAAACGAACUUACCUGUGAAGUUCGAUUCCAAUUAUAUUAGACGUCCAGUCCGAAGAUAUCACUUCCCACCCAACCCGUACACGGCAUAAAUCUUUACCCUCACGCCAGGUUGUGCAUUCCACUUUAAACAAAAUGACGCAGCAACGGAGAAUCGGUGGAGCAGUACCCAGAGAGGGGGAAAUAACAAUUUUUAAACUCAGUGGCGUAGAGUAGCACAAAGGGCAUACUACCAGUAUCUAAAAUCAAGUGAUAUCUUCGGACUGGACGUCUAAUAUAAUUGGAAUCGAACUUCACAGGAGCUUUCGGUACGGCAACUCUAUAUCGACGAAUUCAUGACGGAAAACAAGUGGUCAUGAAGGAAGUGUUUAUCAUGGAUAUGGAUAAUUCGGAACGAAGGGCUGCUCUGAAUGAGGUAGAAAUACUGUCUACACUAAAUCACCCCAACAUCAUAAAAUAUCUCGGAAGUUUUCAAAAGGAAGGGUCAUUAAUAAUCGUAAUGGAGUAUGCAGAUGGUGGAAACUUGACUCAGCUCAUUAAUGCAAAAAGGAAUAAAAAUGAAGUGUUCUCGGAAAAGAGCGUUUUAAACAUAAUUUCGCAAAUAUGUGCCGCACUAGCUUACAUGCACGCGAAUAAAAUUCUGCAUAGGGAUUUAAAAUCUGCCAAUAUCUUUCUAAACAUGAAUGGUAAUGUCAAAGUUGGGGAUUUCGGAAUAUCGAAAGUGCUGAAUACUAGAUCUCAGGCGCAAACUGUUGUUGGAACUCCGUAUUAUUUAAGUCCAGAGAUGUGUGAAGGUUAUGAUUAUAACGAAAAAUCUGAUAUUUGGGCAAUGGGAUGUAUUUUAUACGAAUUAGUUUGUUUAAAAAAGCCUUUCGAAGCAAUGACGUUGCCUGUUCUGGUACAAAAGAUUACAAAUUGUGACUAUAAAAGUAUUCCUCAAAUGUAUUCCAAAGAAUUAUCGCAUCUAGUUCACACGAUUCUUCAAAAAAAUCCGACCAAAAGGCCAUCAGCCAAGUAUAUUUACGACUCUAUACUUUCAAAAAUAAUGAAAAAAAAUGAAGCUUUAAACAGCAGGGCUUUUUCAUCUACAAAUACUUCUUUAAAUUUGGGAGUUCCACGAGAACGAUCAAUUUUGUACAAAAUUUAUGACUUUGGUAUAGAUCAAAAAGUAAUACCUCAGGAGCUGCCUCACAAAACGAUCUUGGAUUUUUCCGUCAGUUGUACCCACUAUAUUGUCGUUGUCUCAGAUCAUAACGUUUAUACAUGGGGUGAAAACACUUACGGCGAGUUAGCUUUAAAUGACGGGAUACGCAAUAGAGCUUUUGCAAUGUUGGUGAAUUCUUUACGAGGGAAACGAAUUGUUAAGUGUGCCGCUGGGAAAGGAUUUAGUAUCUUUUUAAAUAAAGAAGGAAUAGUUUUUAGUUGCGGAGAUGGGCAGGGAGGAUGCUUAGGACAUGGUGACUGGAAUUCACUACAAACUCCUAAAAUAAUUGAUUCGUUAGGAAACGUAAAUAUUACACAAAUUCGUUGUGGUGAUGAACACGUGGUUGCCUUAUCGACCGAUGGAAAAGUCUUUACUUGGGGUUCUUCCAAAAACGGCCAGCUCGGACAAGGUCAUACACAGUAUAGAUGCAUGCCAUUAGCCAUCAAACUCCUAAACUUAACAAAAAUCAAAAACAUUUUUUGUGGAGACAAUGAAAGCGUUUUAUUAACACAUACUGGACAAGUACUGGUUAGUGGUUGCAACGACCACCUCAAACUAGGAGUUCCAGAACAGGGCAAAAUUACCUUAUUCACCCCUAUUCCAUUAAAAGAGAAAAUCAAAUUUGUUUCAGUUGGCCCUAACCACACGAUGAUGUUGACCGAAAACGGAACUAUAAUUGCCUUGGGUCGAAACUCGGAAGGUCAGUUAGGGAAACGGAAUUACAUCCACUACACUCAACCACAAACGAUUAAAUUAAAAAAUAAGAUUACAAUGGUCGCGUGUGGGUUGAAUUUCACGAUAGCCCUUGACAAUACGAAUGUUUUGUGGUUCUGGGGCUCAUCUUAUAAAACGUGUAAAAAUAUUAGUAUGACGAACACGCAGAAAAGUAAGAGAAGUAAUUCAGUUCUGCCACUGACUAAAAAUGCGCAAGAUGAAACUAUUAUAAUUAAAGAUUUUGGUUUUGAUGAUAAUAUUGAGGAAUUUGAAGCUGAGAGUGUAAAGACACCGCGCUCAAUUUUGGCGUUUUAUUCUUCUGCAAGCAACGUCAAGUCGGGAAAUGUUAUUUAUGCGACAGAUAUUAAAAUAAAAAGUAAUAGUUUAUAUGUCUUGGCUCACACUACAACUCCUCCUCCUAUUAAACAGUUUACAGAUAGAGAUUUACAUAAUCAGGAUUCUAUGACACGAAUAGAAGGUACCACUAGAGCACCAAGUACAUUACCUAAUUUACCCAACAUGAUCUAACACAGCUAAAUACAUGACGUUUCUAGCAUGAACAAUUUUAGGGUGACCGAAUUUGGACAAGUGA